Aspergillus sclerotioniger CBS 115572 is the source of this 1035-nucleotide messenger RNA. RefSeq names its product terpenoid synthase. The transcript has a single exon. Bases 1 to 1035 code for a protein of 344 amino acids. Lineage: Eukaryota; Fungi; Ascomycota; Eurotiomycetes; Eurotiales; Aspergillaceae. Gene Ontology annotation, molecular function: carbon-oxygen lyase activity, acting on phosphates. The record is from RefSeq and is a predicted model, not a curated record.
AUGACCAUUUUUGCCGUUCUUUUAAAAUUGGCCCCCCACCAAACCGUCAAUUCGUCGGAGAAAAUUUCCAUCCGAAGUACCAUAACAAAACGAGAUUACGAAGAUGUCAUUAAUGGCUUCUUGAAAGACAUCUCUUUUCAACCCCCAACGAUGGAAUUUGACAUGGGAUUAAAGACCCGUGUCGAGAACCGUCUCGAGUCAUAUGGCAUUUCACAGGAAUUCAUAACUGAGAUCGAAUUGUGCAUCAAGACAGCGACCAAGAUCUCCAGCUGUUCCUACCCUUUCGCCUCACGCGAAGUUCUGGAAGCUAUUGCCCUCUACGCUACAUAUGUUAUCUCUAUUGAUGACAUUACCGGCAAUAUUUUGCCAGACCUCCAAAGCUAUGGAUCCCAGUUGGUCCAUGGACAAACUCAUCGACAUGAAUUACUCCGCGGCUUUACAAAAUUCCUAGCCGAUCUUCCACAGCUCUUUGGAAACUUUGGCGGCGACAUGAUUAUCAAAGGGACCAUGGAGUUUAUCGCAUCAGCCGUGGUUGAGCAGAGUCAGAAUGGUAUACACCUAUCACGUGAUGCGUCCGACUAUCUGGUCUUCUUUAGGGCUAAGACGGGCGUUGCUGAACCAUUCGCUUUUCUUUGCUUCCCUGAGGACAUCAAUCCCGAGGACCGGGACUUGGCAAAAUAUGUCUCUGCUGUUCCUAAUAUUAUGCUUUUCCUGGGCUACGUGAAUGAUCUCUUGUCCUUUUACAAAGAGGAGCUCAAAGAUGGGGACUGUCCAGGGUUCAUCCGAGACUAUGCAAUGGUCCAUGGUGCUACCUCACUUCAAGCGCUGCGUCAACUUCGGCACGAAACAAUCGAGGAAGUACGGAAGAUUCGAAGCAUAUUAGCAGGUGAUCCUGCCACAGCUGAGCGCAUUGAGCAGUUUAUUCAUGGAUAUAUAUUUUAUCAUUUGUGCGCGGGGAGGUACAGGUUGGAUGAAUUGGAUAUACCUGCCGCUGUUGAAGCUAAACGCCGUUUUCAUGGAUUGGCAAAAGGGUGA